Molecule: messenger RNA, 774 nt
Organism: Talaromyces stipitatus ATCC 10500
Lineage: Eukaryota; Fungi; Ascomycota; Eurotiomycetes; Eurotiales; Trichocomaceae
Exons: 2
Coding region: 1-774 (257 amino acids)
Biological process (GO): regulation of DNA-templated transcription
Molecular function (GO): sequence-specific DNA binding
Source: RefSeq, a predicted model, not a curated record
AUGGAGACACAGCAACCACCAACACCAGCCCAGAUUGAUAACUGGCAUGCCCUAGGUUUCAUAUAUGGAGUAGAAGACGGGAUCGCAACAGAAGCUCCCACCGAUAUAUUACUUGAAUCUCCUACAUCCCCUCCAUCCACCAUUCCCUUCGACGAGGAUUCACCUCCGCGGCAGUUACCUAGCGAACAUGUGCCGUCGGGUGAAGAGGUUGGAGAAGCAGCGGGUUCCCCUCCACCAGUCAUCGAAAUCAGUGACGAUGAGGAGAAUCAUCAUACACGCCCACGACGUCGACGUAGGGUUCGCCCUGAUUAUGCUUAUCGAGAUUACCAAGAUACAAUGGAGCAUGCGAUUUCGGCACCACCCCUAGGCAAACGGAAAAGAGAAGAUUCCGAUGUGGUGGAUUUUCGGUCUAAAAUUAAGCGAUUUGUGAAGGAAAUCACAGAACCAUAUGAGGCCUUGAAAAAGGAGAACAAACGAUUGAAACUAGAGAGAGAUGAAUGGAAGAAGAAAGAGAAACAGUUUCAGAAUCAAAUUCAAUUUCUAAAGCGACAGAACGAGGAACAGAGGCGCCGCAAUAUUUUGAAGUGUGCCUUAUGCCAUCGAACGUUCAACGACAGCUGGAAAGUUCUGGGACGUGGUCAUACACUGUGUGAGGAUUGUGUGAAGGAUAUCAAGUCCAAGGGUUUUGUGUUCGAGUAUCCUUGUCCUUACCCAGAGUGCAAGAAGCCGAUUCAGUCUUGCCAGGAUUUUUAUCCAAACGUGGUGGAAGCAUAG